Messenger RNA from Myotis lucifugus (little brown bat), 997 nucleotides. RefSeq names its product NIP7, nucleolar pre-rRNA processing protein (gene NIP7). The record is from RefSeq and is a predicted model, not a curated record. Gene Ontology annotation, cellular component: nucleus; nucleolus; preribosome, large subunit precursor. Bases 169 to 711 code for a protein of 180 amino acids. Lineage: Eukaryota; Metazoa; Chordata; Mammalia; Chiroptera; Vespertilionidae. The transcript has 5 exons. Gene Ontology annotation, molecular function: RNA binding. Gene Ontology annotation, biological process: ribosome assembly; ribosomal large subunit biogenesis.
CACAGAGGUGCACUUCCCGUCUCGAUGGUUUCUGAUUCGGCGGCGCUGGCGUAGGGGAACCAAUGGAGAGCGGGCUUUGGGGUUGCCAGGGAGAGCGAGAGAGGCUGGCGGCUGACUUCCUCUUCCGGCGACUGAGGCACGAGGAUCCGGUGUCCCAACAGCGGGAAAAUGCGGCCUUUGACUGAAGAGGAGACCCGUGUCAUGUUUGAGAAGAUAGCGAAAUACAUCGGGGAGAACCUUCAGCUGCUGGUCGAUAGGCCCGACGGCACCUACUGCUUCAGGCUGCACAACGACCGGGUGUACUACGUGAGCGAAAAGAUCUUGAAGUUGGCCGCCAACAUCUCCGGUGACAAGCUGGUGUCGCUGGGGACCUGCUUCGGGAAAUUCACUAAGACCCACAAAUUCCGGUUGCACAUCACAGCUCUGGAUUACCUUGCGCCCUAUGCCAAGUACAAAGUGUGGAUAAAGCCUGGAGCAGAGCAGUCCUUCCUGUAUGGGAAUCACGUGUUAAAAUCUGGACUGGGUCGAAUCACUGAAAACACGUCUCAGUACCAGGGCGUGGUGGUGUACUCCAUGGCAGACAUCCCUUUGGGUUUUGGGGUGGCAGCAAAGUCUACACAAGACUGCAGGAAAGUAGACCCCAUGGCGAUUGUGGUAUUUCAUCAAGCAGACAUUGGGGAAUAUGUGCGACACGAAGAGACAUUGACUUAAAACGAAACCAUCGCAAGGACGUGUGGCUGUGUGGAAGGGCCUAGCUUUGUUUCCUGUGUCUGUGUAGGCUCCACCAUCAUGUUGAAUUUGGUCAACACUGUGAUCUCUCCAGGGACUUCUUAGUUUAAUAUGGACAAAUGCAGGCUGGAUUCUUAUUAAGCAGAAAUGGGUCAAAAAUGGCGUUUCGGGUGUUUGUGUUUGCUACUAAAUAGAAUAUCGUGUUUUAUAUUUCAAUCAGAGGGCUUCUUAUUUUCAGUAAAAGAUUCUAAAUCAUUGGAAUUGAGGA